UGCAGAAAGGCAACCAUUCAAAUAUCGAACUGUUGGAGUCCUGCUGGCCCAGGAAAUGUAACUGUCGUUAAAUGAAAGCUUUUAUCGUCCUCGAAGACGUGACUGAUUUACAUACUGGAUUUGUACUUCUUAGUUGACGUGCCGCCGCAAAUCACAUGCAGAAUGACGCUAUGGUGUACACGGUCAACGCCUGGGAUUUCUUCUUCUUUUGCCUCACAACACUGUGCGUUACUAUGACCGUAUGGCGAUUGGUUCAAUACAUAUCCAAUCAGAGGAUUGCCAAGCCGAGCCGCUCGGGUAUAAAUAGUACCUUCGAACAUAAAAAGAAUUCAUCGCUCGCCCAACCACGGCCACACGAUUUGUCGUAUGCUCCGAAUUUAACCACCAUGGACGAUAUGGAGGACUCUUCUAUUAGAUGCCCCUUCGUGGCCACGCCACAGAAUUCUACAGAUACUGACGGGGAUACGGACUCCUGUGGCACAGAAAUUGACGACCAGCGUAGGAAGCCUGUUUGUAGAGCCGAUUCAGCGAAACGCCCAAAGCAAGUACCUAAAGAUCUGCCGAUCGGCCACGACAGCGAGGAAGGUAUGGACUCACCAUUGCGCGUUGUUUCGUCCACACCUGAAGUACGCGUUCUGCGUGAAAACAUCGAAGCGUCAUUAAGCGACAAAGAACGAGCGGAAGAGCAACGCAUCCGUUCGAAGCAAAUGGCUCGCAUUCACAGUCUGAUGCAGUCGCAGCCUGAUCGUUUUGGAUCAAUGUCCAUUUCUGAUAUGCAGCUUCAAAUGGAUCGUUUCUACGCCGAUGGGAAACACAUUACAGAACAUCCAAGCUAAGCUUGCUUACCUUCAUUUUCCUCGCGGUCAUGGAGGACUUUGACCACGCCCUGCUUGUAAAUAGAAACAUAAAAGCCUUUGCCUAAUGGAAUUGAACUUUGUGUUUACGGAGCACUUUUUUGCACAUGACACACAUGCACACUAGUAAUAGUCUCCAUGUACCUGGUAUACAUAAGAUUUGCUGCAUUUAAUGAACGUUUUGCGGAUGAAGGUGGGCGUGUCCAAUCGUGGAUGGAUAGGUGGAAUACUUCGCAAGCAAUUCCUUCUGGUAUCACAGUGGUCGUUUGUUGUGAGAUUACACAUGGACCAAAAUAUAGUUUGAUACUAAGAA
Dicrocoelium dendriticum is the source of this 1167-nucleotide messenger RNA. Lineage: Eukaryota; Metazoa; Platyhelminthes; Trematoda; Plagiorchiida; Dicrocoeliidae. The record is from the annotation of a GenBank genome assembly.